AUGCACAGCCUCAUACUGGUCGAGUCCCAGUCAGCCGCGCUGUUCCCCGGGCCCGUCCGGCUCACCUGGCUGCUCCUCACCGUCUCCCUCACCUGCACAGACAUGGGCUGCAUCCAGAGCAUCGCCUGCAACAAGUCGCGCAUCAAGCGGGAGAACAUCGUGGUGUACGACCUGUCCGCCACCAUCGACCACUGCCCCACUGUCAUCGAGGAGAACUCGCCCAUCGUGCUCCGCUACAAGACGCCCUACUUCAAGGCGUCAGCGCGGGUCGUCAUGCCGCCGAUACCGCGCAACGAGACCUGGGUGGUGGGCUGGAUCCAGGCGUGCACCCAGAUGGAGUUCUACAACACCUACGGGGACGUCGGCAUGUCGAGCUGGGAGCUGCCUCAGCUGCGCGAGGGCCUGGUGAGGGCCAUCAGCGACUCAGACGGCGUGAGCUACCCCUGGUACGGCAACACAACCGAGACUGUCACCAUAGUGGGCCCCACCUCCAAGCCGUCCCGCUUCAUCGUCAGCAUGAACGACAAUUUCUACCCAAGCGUCACCUGGGCCGUGCCGGUCAGCGAAUCCAACACGCCCUUACUGACUAACAUCAAAAGGGACCAGAGCUUUACCACGUGGCUGGUGGCGCUCAACACCACGUCCAGGGAAAAGAUCCUGCUCCACACCAUCAAGUGGAGGAUGAGGGUCGAUAUCACGGUGGAUCCGACCCUGCCCCUGGGCUCCAGGGCCAGACUGGUGGGCCGGGUGCAUCAGGAGCAGCCUCGGGUGCUGACCCGCAUGGAGCCCAUCCCUCUCAACGCGAUGGGGAGGCCCAACGCCAACGACGCCCAGGUUCUGAUGUGGAGGCCGAGGAGAGGGCCUCCGCUUGUCGUCAUACCGCCCAAAUAA
Limanda limanda (common dab) is the source of this 891-nucleotide messenger RNA. It is a transcript of the gene fam78bb, whose product is annotated as family with sequence similarity 78 member Bb. Bases 1 to 891 code for a protein of 296 amino acids. The record is from RefSeq and is a predicted model, not a curated record. The transcript is spliced from 2 exons. NCBI's taxonomy places the organism in Eukaryota, Metazoa, Chordata, Actinopteri, Pleuronectiformes, Pleuronectidae.